UUGUUUGGCGUGUGAAUGAAAAAUCUUGAAGGAGCAGGAGCAACUCUUAAGAAUAUUCGUAAUUAGUCACAAAGCGUUUGGUCAUUUUAGGAAAUACAUUCUUGCUUCCAAAUAGAAACACAAAAAAUUGGUGGAUGCAAUUGAAUUUGGAUAACGUGGCAUCCAUCCACCAAUAGCAUGAAUCUCACGUAAACAACUCCCUGUUCCGUAAAAAAUUUCGCACUGUUCUUCCUUCAUAUACAAGAUUUUCAUUGUUUUAUUUUCCAACUCUCUCCUUGAGUUUCCAGGAAAAUGGCAGUAUCGGCAGAUUGCCGGUUCUCCAUCUCAGCCGCCGGCCGCCAGCUACAUGGUGCAGCAGGAUUAUUGGCAGGGAGGCACUCAAGACUUGUCAAGUAUGGUGAUGGAGAGUUAAUGGGAAAUAAACUGAAGCUAAGCAUACUUCAUAAUCAAAGAACUAGUAGUAAUAUUAAGACUAUAAAGAAACAUGUUUCUAUGUCUCUUACUACUAGUGUACUUGGCGAGGCCAAGUUGAGGGACCUGGAGAUGGAAAAGAGGGAUCCAAAGACAGUUGUGGCAAUUAUUCUAGGAGGAGGAGCCGGUACUCGUCUUUUCCCUCUCACUAAGCGCAGAGCCAAACCUGCUGUGCCAAUUGGAGGUGCAUACAGGCUUAUAGAUGUGCCAAUGAGCAACUGCAUUAACAGUGGAAUCAACAAAGUCUACAUUCUCACUCAAUUUAACUCAGCAUCACUUAACAGACAUCUCGCUCGUGCUUAUAACUUUGGCAAUGGAAUCAAUUUUGGAGAUGGCUUUGUUGAGGUUUUGGCAGCCACUCAGACUCCCGGUGAAGAAGGCAAAAGGUGGUUCCAAGGCACUGCUGAUGCUGUCAGACAGUUUCAUUGGCUCUUUGAGGAUCCAAGAAGUAAGGCAAUUGAGGAUGUGUUGAUUCUAUCGGGAGAUCACUUGUACAGGAUGGACUACAUGGACUUUGUGCAGAGCCACAGACAGAGUGGUGCAGAUAUCACUAUCUCUUGUUUGCCAAUGGAUGACAGCCGUGCCUCAGACUUUGGUCUAAUGAAGAUAGACAAUAAAGGAAGAGUUCUUUCAUUCAGUGAAAAGCCUAAAGGAGAUGAUCUAAAGGCAAUUGCAGUUGACACCACAGUAUUGGGGCUUUCAAAAGAAGAGGCUGUAAAGAAACCAUACAUUGCUUCAAUGGGAGUUUAUGUCUUCAAGAAGGAGAUACUUCUGAAUAUUUUAAGAUGGCGUUUUCCAACUGCUAAUGAUUUCGGAUCAGAGAUAAUCCCAGCCUCUGCAAAAGAAUAUUACAUUAAGGCUUAUCUCUUCAAUGAUUAUUGGGAAGACAUAGGAACUAUCAGAUCCUUCUUUGAGGCAAAUCUUGCACUUACUGAGCAUCCUCCAAGGUUCAGUUUCUACGACGCAGCAAAGCCAACGUACACAUCAAGAAGAAACCUACCGCCAUCAAAGAUUGACAAUUGCAAGCUCGUUGAUUCAAUCAUAUCUCAUGGAAGUUUCUUAACAAAUUCAUUCAUAGAACACAGCGUUGUCGGUAUCAGAUCUCGAAUAAACUCCAAUGUCCACUUAAAGGACACUGUGAUGCUUGGUGCUGACUUCUAUGAAACUGAUGCCGAAAUAUCAGCACUACUAGCUGGGGGAAGAGUACCUAUUGGAAUAGGAGAAAAUACGAGAAUCAGAGAAUGCAUCAUUGAUAAGAAUGCCAGAAUUGGGACAAAUGUUGUUAUUGCCAACUCAGAGGGGAUAAAAGAGGCUGAUAGAUCUUCAGAAGGCUUCUACAUUCGAUCUGGUGUUACCAUUAUAUUAAAGAACUCAGUUAUUGAAGAUGGUUUUGUAAUAUAAUUCAUCUAUCACCCCUUUCAUAAUCCCCUUUUUUGGUGUUGAUCAGGAUAAUAAGAAAACAAGAAGAUAAGAACACAGAUUUGAAUUCAUCAUAAAUUAAAGGUGAUAAUAACAGCAGUUUUCAUUCUUGAAGCCAA
Jatropha curcas is the source of this 2009-nucleotide messenger RNA. It is a transcript of the gene APL1, whose product is annotated as ADP glucose pyrophosphorylase large subunit 1. Gene Ontology annotation, biological process: glycogen biosynthetic process. NCBI's taxonomy places the organism in Eukaryota, Viridiplantae, Streptophyta, Magnoliopsida, Malpighiales, Euphorbiaceae. The record is from RefSeq and is a predicted model, not a curated record. Gene Ontology annotation, molecular function: glucose-1-phosphate adenylyltransferase activity.